Messenger RNA from Pantherophis guttatus, 3388 nucleotides. Its product is annotated as vomeronasal type-2 receptor 26-like. Gene Ontology annotation, cellular component: plasma membrane. NCBI's taxonomy places the organism in Eukaryota, Metazoa, Chordata, Lepidosauria, Squamata, Colubridae. The record is from RefSeq and is a predicted model, not a curated record. Gene Ontology annotation, molecular function: G protein-coupled receptor activity. Gene Ontology annotation, biological process: G protein-coupled receptor signaling pathway.
AUGACACGCUGGGCCAUUUUCCUCGCAGCCUACUCCUAUCGCCUGGUACAUCGACCAGGGGCGGACAUGGGAAACGCCGACACACUCAGCCGCUGCCCACUACUAGACAAGCUGGACGACCCCACAUCCGGCGUCCCCAUCCUGCUGAUAGAUGUUUUGGACUCGGGGCCCAUCACAUCAGCAGAGACCUUCAUGGUCGUAGUCGAUGCCUUUUCCAAGUGGCUAGAGAUUAAGCUCAUGAGGGCCACUAUCACUGACGCAGUUAUCAGGGAACUGAGGCAGUUAUUCGCUACCCAUGGGUUACCGGACAUCCUAGUGUCAGACAAUGGGCCCCAAUUCACAGCCACACAAUUCGAGGGAUAUCUAGCAGAUUUGGGGGUCAGACAUGUCCUCUCGGCCCCGUUCCAUCCGGCUACCACAGGCCGAAGCCUGGCAGAACUAUUAACGGGGAGGAAGCUCCAAGGCGUACUGGAUAGGCUAAAUCCCAAUUAUUCCCCCGAGGUUUUCAAAGGGGGGGAGAGGAAACUCAGGGAGUUCACCAUAGAGACUCCAGUCCAUGCCAGGAACUACGGAAAGGGCCCACUCUGGGAAGCAGGGACAAUCACAGAAAUCACGGGGCCCAAAUCGUACAGGGUAGACAUGGGGGACAGGAGAGUUUGGUGCAGGCACAUAGAUCAACUGAGAAGGCGAAUCGCAACAGACACUGAGGAAAACUUCAACGAACUGCUCCCUGACUACCAGCCAGAACAACAAACUAAGUCAAGCCCGAGUGCAGCAGAGGACUUAGCUGACGAUCCUGGCAUCCGGAGCCGCCCCAGCGAGGAGUUUCCACCAGCCAGAGAAGUCUCCGCCCACGAGGAAAUCUCAGAGGUUCCAUUGGCGGAGCAGGGAGAAACAGGGAGUCCCUCCGACCUGGUUGACGCCGCCCCUCCGACUGAACUGCGCAGUGUGGUAACCAAGUUCUACCAACACGUCUUGGCUUUAACAUUUGCUGCGAAGGAGAUCAACAAGGAUCCUGACAUCUUGCCCAACAUCACUCUUGGAUUCCACAUCUAUGACAGCUAUUCUGAUCCACUAAUGACCUAUCGCACCACUCUGGACCUGCUUUUUAAGUUGCAUAAAAUUGUCCCCAACUAUAUUUGUGGGACUGAAAAGAAAGUGAUGGGAAUCAUUGGAGGGAUGAGCCCUGAAACUUCCAUACGCAUGGCAGAAAUUUUGCAGCUUUUCAAGAUCCCACAGAUUUCAUAUGGCUCAUUUCAAUUGGCCGUGACUGAUGAAUCACGUUUCCCCCCUUUUUAUCGCAUGGCCCCCGACGAAGCUUUCCAGUAUGAGGGUUUAGUCCAGCUCCUCCUGUACUUUGGCUGGAAAUGGGUAGGACUUGUCAUUGUAGAUGACAAAUAUGGAGAACAUUUCAUACAAACUCUGGAACCCAUGCUCUCUCAAAAUAAAAUCUGCUCCGAAUUCACCGAAAGGGUUGACAGAAAUUUAUAUUCUUCUGAAGGAUUUGACUUGAUUGAUCGUUGUCUGAGGCACAUUACUUUGUUCACAGAGAAAACAGCAAAUGCAGUUAUUAUACAUGGAGAAAAUGCAGUCUUUAUGUGGUUGGCCUCUAUUCUACAAGGCACCCAAUUUUUCCUUUCAACGCCUUUGGAUUCUUCACAGAAAAUUUCCAUACCAAAAAUUUGGAUCACAAUGGCCCAAAAUGAUUUCACAUUAUAUUCCUUACAAAGAGCUGUUGAUAUGCAAAUGUUCCAUGGGGCAAUUUCCUUCUCAAUUAGCACAAGAGAACUUCCAGGUUUCCAACAAUUUAUACAGGCCGUCACCCCAUCAGAGGCAAGUCAAGAUGGCUUUAUUAGAGAUUUCUGGAGCCAAGCUUUUUGCUGUUCACCACCAAAUAAUGGUGUUUCUCAAGAUGAGGAAUGUACUGGAGAGGAAAGACUAGAGGACCUUAUUGCACCCUUCUUUGAAACCAGAAUACUUGGCCAUAGUUACAGUAUCUAUAAUGCAAUCUAUGCUGUGGCUCAAGCAUUACGGGCUGCUCAAACAGUGAGGACUUAUCAGAAGAUACAAAAGGAUCAAGGGCGAUCAAAGAUUGUAGAAGCCUGGCAGCUCCAUUCAUUUCUGCAGAGAAUUUCCUUCAACAACAAUGCUGGAGAUGAAAUUAAAUUAAAUGAAGGAGGAGCACUAGAAGAUGGAUUUGACAUUGUAAAUUUGGUUACUUUCCCAAACAACUCCUAUAUCAACAUUCCAGUUGGAGAGAUAGAUCCACAAAGAGGAAACUUCCUUAUUCAUCAACACAAAAUCCAGUGGCAUCAUGGAUUCACUCAGGUCCCUCCUCCCUCAUUAUGUAAUGAGCCAUGUCCUCUUGGAAAAAGAAAGAACAAGAUCGAAGGGCAGAAGUUUUGCUGCUACACUUGUGCUCCCUGUCCAGGAAAAAUGAUAUCCAGACAAAUGGACAUGGAGAAUUGUGACAGUUGUCCAGAGGAUCAGUUUCCAAAUCAAGCUCACGAUGAGUGCAUUCCAAAGACACUGCAUUUCCUCUCCUUUGAAGAGCCACUGGGCAUUACUCUGGUGUCUCUGUCUCUUCUUUUUUCCCUACUUACAGCUUUGGUGUUUAUAAUCUUCAUUAAGCAACGGGACACUCCCAUUGUCAAAGCCAACAAUCGCAACCUCACCUACCUUCUACUUAUCUCCCUCUUUCUCUGUUUCCUCUGCUCAUUUCUGUUCAUUGGAAAGCCCAAUAGGGCGACCUGCCUCCUCCGACAAACUAAUUUCGGUAUCAUCUUCUCUAUUGCAAUCUCUUCUAUAUUGGCCAAAACCAUCACAGUCAUUGUAGCAUUCCUAGCAUCAAAGCCAGGAAGCCUAUUCCACAAAUGGGUGGGGCAAAAGUUGGCCUAUUCUAUUAUCUGGUUCUGUUCCUUCAUUCAAGUAGUUAUUUGUAUUGUUUGGCUGAGUACAUCUCCCCCAUUUCCACAUUUAGACAUGGAGACACUCUAUGGAGAAAUGAUAGUCGAAUGUCAUGAAGGCUCCAUCAUCAUGUUUUACUGUGUCUUGGGCUACAUGGGCCUCUUGGCUCUUCUCAGCUUCACUGUGGCCUUCAUAGCCAGGAAGUUGCCAGACAGUUUUAAUGAAGCCAAGUUCAUUACUUUCAGCAUGUUGGUUUUCUGUAGUGUUUGGCUGACCUUUCUCCCCACCUACCUGAGCACCAAGGGGAAGUACGUGGUGGCUGUGGAGAUCUUCUCAAUCCUGUCUUCUGAUGUUGGUUUACUGGGAUGCAUCUUCACUCCCAAAAUCUAUAUAAUUAUACUGAGGCCUGAACUCAACACUAGAGAGCAAUUAACGCAUAAGAAAUAAAAAAGGAACAAGAUUCCAUUUUCAAUAAGCAAAA